GCACACUCAGCCUUAUGAGCCACGCCCUUGCUACUGGUAUUCCGGUGGUGAUGAGGGUCAGGAUGAGCCUUGGAUAUAUAAGGUGUGGUUAGGUGGUCUUCUGCCAGACAGCUCCUCAUCGGUGGGUCGACAUGAACUCUCUGACUCUCUUCUGUUUGGUGGCGGCGGCCAGCUCCUAUGGCGCAGCCCAUUACUUGGGUUACCCAGGGGCUUACGGCUUCCUGCCUUACAACUACCUGGGCGCCACACCUUACGCUCACUACGGGCUACCAUACAGUCUUGGUCCUGUUAAAUACAAUGCGGCCACCGUGGUGGCACCCGUGGCUCCCGUUCAUACCCAGUACCACGCCCAGGACGAGCUGGGCCAGUACUCCUUUGGCUACGCCGGCGGUCCCUCCUCUCGCGCCGAGACCCGCGACGCCUACGGAAGAGUGACCGGCUCCUACAACUACGUGGACUCCGAGGGCAAGGUGCAGACCCAGCACUACGUGGCUGACGCCCUGGGCUUCCGUGUGUCCGGCACCAACCUGCCGGUGGCCCCUGAUGCCCCCGAGGCGCCCGCCCUUGUCGCACCUGAGCCAGUGCAGGACACCCCUGAGGUUGCUGCCGCCAAAGCUGAAUUCCGAACAGCUUACGAUGAAGCCGCCGCCGCUGCUGAGGCCGCCCCUUACUCCCGCAAGAAGCGGUCGGUUGUGGCCCCAGCUCCUUACCCUUACCACCAUCCUCUCCGCUUCUCCUACGCAUUUUCUGCUCCUCUGUUCUACAACUAUCCCGCCCUGCACUACUCUGCCGGCUACCCUGCCCACACCAGCUACGCCGUCGCCCCCCCGGCCACUGUGCGUGACGCCACCCUGCUGCGAGUGGUGCACAACCCCGGCCACGCUGUCUCCUACCGGGUGGACUAGACGGGCUGGCACGGCAACUUUUCUUCUUCAGUCUUCCAACGCGACCCCGGUGCCGUAGAGCACCGUGACAGAGGCAUCCACGCUGCGGUACGGCAGCUCCUGCCAGACUAUAACGUGCCCUCGGCCGGUGUUGACGCGCGCCGGUGCUCCUCAAGAGUCAAGAGUUGUUCCUGCUCGAGUCUGCACUCCAUUUAAUACAGAACAUAUGUACGUAGAUACUUAUAUCCGCACCGGUCCCUCUUGUUUCCUUUCAAAAGCGCCUUCAAAAUAAUUAUGUAUCUCUACAUACAAUUACUUCUAUUAAAUACAUGAUGCCCAGACUA
Molecule: messenger RNA, 1228 nt
Organism: Scylla paramamosain (green mud crab)
Lineage: Eukaryota; Metazoa; Arthropoda; Malacostraca; Decapoda; Portunidae
Product: cuticle protein 16.8-like
Exons: 2
Coding region: 132-905 (257 amino acids)
Cellular component (GO): chitin-based extracellular matrix
Molecular function (GO): structural constituent of chitin-based larval cuticle
Source: RefSeq, a predicted model, not a curated record